AUGGCUACCGCCAAACUGCUCGUGGAUGCAUUCAAGGAGGUCAAAGACGAUGUCUGCAAUGUAGAUACUUCAUCGUCCAUGAAGGAUGACACCUCUGAGAAUCAACUUAGUGGGAGCCGAGAGGAUCCACUCAAGUGGCUCAAGCAGGAACUCAGCCGACAAGUUGGCAAUCUGGAUGGGAAGUUCGCCUCUUUCAAGAACUUCCCAUGGAUCAUAAUGCCCAGUGUGCUCGCAAAUGAAAAUCUUUGCAUUAAGGGAUCUCUGGCACACAAAUGUCUCUUACCUGGGGAAUACCAUAACAUCAAAUCAAAGAGCAAGGGUAUCAGAGGGCUGACUCAGAAGGAAGUCUCUAUACUUGUAGAGGCUCUGAAGGCAGGAACAAUGUUUGUGGUCAAGAUCCCAAAAAUGUCAUGA
Suillus fuscotomentosus is the source of this 414-nucleotide messenger RNA. RefSeq lists its product as uncharacterized. Lineage: Eukaryota; Fungi; Basidiomycota; Agaricomycetes; Boletales; Suillaceae. The transcript is spliced from 2 exons. The record is from RefSeq and is a predicted model, not a curated record. Bases 1 to 414 code for a protein of 137 amino acids.